UGUAAAUAACAUGCAACAGAAAAGAGGCCAAAAAGUUUUCUCAUUUACCGUACAUUCUCUCGCCGUUAUGCCCCAGUUUCCAGUCAGUACCGUUUCUAAUCACCAAGGAUUAAGCGUAGCGGCUGUUAAAAACAUCGAAAAUGUUGAAUAUAUUGGACCUAGGCUUCCUAAGCUUAGCUUUUACGGUUUCCUGUACAGGCUUCCUUAUUAAUCAUUAUGAAAAACACGUACCGGCAUUUAUUAUUAAAGGGUUUAAGUAUGGUGCUUUUGCCUAUCAAGGAUCUGGGGCAAAUUAUGUGCAAUUAAUAGAAAUACCAAAAGCACUGUAUAGACAUUUCUAUGCCUUUUCCUCUAUAUUUAGUGUUGUAACAUUGUUUUACGCAGUGAUAGUGUAUAACUUUGAACACAGUGUUAGUAAAUAUGUUGUGUUUAUGCUAAAAUUAAUAUUGGAACAAGAUGAACCUGCAGUAUCAGCCUCUGCAGCGAUAAUAGCAUUGAGUUUGCUUACCAUCCAGUGUUUCCGACGUUGCUAUGAAACAUACUGCCUGCAAGUGUUUGCUAAGAACAGCAAGAUGAACCUCAGUCACUAUGUUGCUGGGCUAGUUCAUUAUUUUGCUGUUAUUGUAGCUGCUAUAGGACAAGCUCCGUUGUUUUGUGGCAGCCAAGAUAGAGACAAAAUUCUCUGGAAUGAUACUAGAACGCAACUAUUUGCCGUACCAUGCAUUUCUAUAUUUUUGUGGGCAUUUUACGAACAGUACAAAACAAAUAUCAUAUUCGCUAAUUUAAGAAAAGAUAAAUCAGGAAAAGUUGUUACGGAAUCACACAAAAUACCAUAUGGGAGAUUAUUUGAGAUUGUAUCCAGUCCACACAGAUUGUGCGAGAUUAUUAUGUAUACAGUGUUGUUGUUAUUAAUCCCGACGAAGACCUUCUUCUGUAUAUACUUAUGGGUGCUUUGUAAUCAGAUUCAAACAGCAAUCCAAGCACAUGUUUGGUAUAAAAAUACUUUUAAGGAAUACCCAGUGCAAAGGUAUGCAGUUUUUCCUGGAGUGCUGUGAAGUACCUUUUAUUUGGACGUAGAUUAGAAAUAAUAUUUUAUUUCGAUGUUAAGACUGCUCUCAAUAUUGAUGUUAUUUUAAAGACUGUUUUAUUAUGUAACAAUUUGUUAACAUUUAAAACAGAAAAGAUUUUCAGAUUAAAAAAAAUUUACUUAUUACACCGUAGUGUCAUUAAGAAAAAUUUUGUCCUAAAGUAUGUAGGAUGGUUUGAUUUAGGUAUGUAAUUUAAAAUUAUAUUAAUAAUUUAUGAUAAUAAUAACACUUGAAUUGAGGCUAUUUAACUUAGAUUUUUUUUUCUAUGACAUGACAUGUAAUAAUAUUUAUUCAGAAAUUAAAGAGAUUUGUUCUUACAUCAGUACUUUUAUAUUAAAAACAAAACAAAUACGGAUUAUUACCACAGAUGUAAUAUGUAAUCAUAACAGGGUUAUAAAAUAUUAAGAAUAAAUGAUAUUCUGUUAA
This is a messenger RNA of Colias croceus (clouded yellow), 1514 nucleotides long. Its product is annotated as polyprenol reductase. Gene Ontology annotation, molecular function: 3-oxo-5-alpha-steroid 4-dehydrogenase activity. Gene Ontology annotation, biological process: dolichol-linked oligosaccharide biosynthetic process; polyprenol catabolic process. NCBI's taxonomy places the organism in Eukaryota, Metazoa, Arthropoda, Insecta, Lepidoptera, Pieridae. The coding region runs from base 141 to 1055 and encodes 304 amino acids. The transcript has 4 exons. Gene Ontology annotation, cellular component: endoplasmic reticulum. The record is from RefSeq and is a predicted model, not a curated record.